Messenger RNA from Jatropha curcas, 1656 nucleotides. RefSeq names its product Integrase-type DNA-binding superfamily protein (gene ABI4). Gene Ontology annotation, cellular component: nucleus. Gene Ontology annotation, molecular function: transcription cis-regulatory region binding; DNA-binding transcription factor activity. The record is from RefSeq and is a predicted model, not a curated record. NCBI's taxonomy places the organism in Eukaryota, Viridiplantae, Streptophyta, Magnoliopsida, Malpighiales, Euphorbiaceae. Gene Ontology annotation, biological process: response to stress; positive regulation of DNA-templated transcription.
AUCUUUCUCUCACCGCCCUCUUCCACCAUUUAUACACAUGACAUUCAAACAAACCCACCAGUCUUUUAACAGCUCUUUCUUUUAAAGCCUUAAAAGCCUCACAAUUUUCAUGGACUCUAAUCCUUCCCAAGACCCCAUUACCACCGCCACCACCACUUCUGAAACAAUCACCACCACUACAAUCGCUGCCGGCGUUACAAGUGAUACCACCAGUGACAGUAACAAUACCAGUAGUGAUAGUGCAGGUAAGAAAUGCAAAGGAAGAGGGGGUCCUGAUAAUAGUAAGUUUAGAUACAGAGGUGUUAGACAAAGAAGCUGGGGAAAGUGGGUCGCUGAGAUCCGAGAACCAAGAAAGCGAACCCGUAAAUGGCUCGGUACUUUCGCCUCCGCAGAAGACGCUGCUCGUGCUUAUGACCGCGCCGCAAUCAUUCUUUACGGUUCUAGAGCUCAGCUUAAUUUGCAACCUCUAAAUUCUUCCUCUGCUCAAAACUCUUCCUCUUCCUCCUCCAGUCGUGGCGGUGGAAGCGGUGGAAACGGUUCAAGCUCUUCCUCUACUCAAACUCUCCGACCUUUGCUUCCUCGUCCUUCCGGUUUCGGUUUCAGUUUCUCUCUUUCUUCUACUUCAAUGGCUUCUCCAGCAGCGGUGGCUGCCGCCUCAUCUGGGUUUGUUCCGUACGGGGUUUAUCAGAAUCUUCCAAAUGUUGUAGGGUCAUCGACCGUACUAUGUACCAAUAACAUAGUACAAAAUCCACAAGAACAACAAAUAACUAUGUCAUCAAAUAUUCCGUACCAAUAUCAAUAUCAAAACCCAUUAUCUGAUUAUACGUCAAGUCUUAGCGCCGGCCAUGAUCCUAGUUCGAUCCCAACAACCUCGUACCAAAAUCUUAAUUAUGAUCAUAAUCCUCACCAUCAACAACAACAAGAACAUGGAUUGUAUGAGGAUAUUAGUUCUUUGGUGGGGUCGGUGGGUUCUAGUCUGUCUUUAUCAAGCAAUACUCAACCGAUAAUUGCACCAGCGAAUCAAGAUCCGGUUAUGCAUGUUGGACCCGGAUCUCCAUCACUUUGGCCUUUGACAAAUGAUGAUGAGUACCCACCAUCUAGUAUUUGGGAUUACGGAGAUCCUUCUUUAUUUGAUCUUUGAAGGGUUUCUUGUUCUUGAUCUUGCAUGGGAUUUUUUUCAAGAAAAUACUUCUUUAGCAUCAAUAGCUUGCAUGCAAGUCUAUUGGAUCUUGGUAUGUAUAGAUCUCUUCAAUAUAUCUCUCCAUUAAUUGUUCUGAUGGAGAAAUUUGAUAUAUGGGUGAAGUUGAGUUUUCAGAUGAAGAAUUUUGAAAGAAGAAAGUGAGUAAUUUACAAAAUUAAAUUCUAGAAGAUUGGAUAUCUGCAAUUGGAUGAUGUUGUUAUCAAAUUUUCACUCCCAAUAUAAUAAAGCUGAUAAGAAAGAUCUAUCUCUUAAGGUUAGUUUGCUUCUCUCUUAACUUGAUUAUUUAAGGUAGAGGUAGUUAAUUAAGAUUUUAAAUUUUAGAGAUGAGAAGGAUCUAUUACUGUCAUAGAGUUUGGAUUAUGGAGAUGUAGUUUGCAAUACCGAAAGAAAGGAAAAUGUUGAGUUCUUGUCUUCUUGAAUUCAAUUAAUAAAAUUUUUAGAAGAAGUUCCACUAA